AUGCUUUUACACGCGAAAAACUCACCAAUACCUAAUCCAAACGCGCACAUCAUUCAACGCAGACUCUCGUCUUCAUCUUCGCGCGUUUGCUCCUCCACGAGCCAAAACAUAGUCGAAUGGAUAUCUUCGGUCACGUCCGACCCGUGCGAGAGCAGAGUUAACAUCGAAACGAAUGCGUUUGGGGUGAGAGGUCUCGUCUCGCAAAAACAACUCUCCCCCGGGGAAGUUAUCUUCGAGAUUCCAUUUCGGUAUUGUUUCCAGGACGAUUACGAGAACGAGUCCUCUUUAAGUUGGUCGGCGAGGAUGGGGAUGAAGUUAUUGGAGGAGAGAGCGAAAGGAGAAAAGUCGGAGAGGUAUGAAAAAUGGAUCGAGAGUUUACCGGUGGAUGCACCGUUUCUACCCGGGAUUGCAAUGACAGAGGAGGAGAUUCAGAGACUGAUUCGAUACCCUCCGUGCGUGAUGAACGCUUUGAAGGAUAAAGAGCGACACGAAGAGAGUAAGCGGCUCUUGAACGAGCGAUUAGCGAACAUAGGGUGUAAUGAGGCAGAUUUAGAUUGGGCGGCUGGGUUGAUGGAAUCGAGAUGUUUCAAACAGGGCGGCGUUCGUGUGACUGCUCCCGGCAUCGAUUUGUGUAACCACGCGGGGGAUAAAGCGAACUGUAUCGUCCGGUUCGUCUCGGAGGUUCCUAAAGAUAACGACGACUUGGCAAAAAAGGAAACGAAAAUGAAAUUGCAAGUGUCGCCAGAUCGAUUUAAACCAAUCGAGAAAGGAGAGGAGAUUACCAUUUCGUACGGAUAUCAAUCGAACGACAUCUACUUUUCGUAUUUCGGCUUUGUUCCUUUCGACAACGAUAACGACACCGCGGUGCUAUUUGAAUCCGUGGAGGAUUUAUCCGAGUUCUUAAAGCUCGCCGGUGAAGAGAUCCAAAGCGAUCUGUGUCGAAACGAAACCACCGACAAUUUAGCCGCUCGCAUCCUCUCGUCCACCUCCUCCUCAUCCUCUUCGCAAUCCUUCUCCAUCGCGGCCAACGGGAAAAUCGAAUCGAACCUCUCCAAAGCGUUCGACGCGUGCGAGUUGAACCAAUCGCAACGAGCGAUCGUCAUCCAAAAGCGAUGCCACGAAAUAUUAACCAACGGGCCAUUCGUUGGCACGACGGUGAGGGAAGAUUUACGCAUAGCCGAAUCGGAGGAGGAAGAGGAGAAGCACAGAGUCUGCGCGCGAUAUCGCGUCGCGAAGAAAGAGAUUUACGCGUUUCCUUUGAAGAAGAAACGCUAA
Molecule: messenger RNA, 1275 nt
Organism: Bathycoccus prasinos
Lineage: Eukaryota; Viridiplantae; Chlorophyta; Mamiellophyceae; Mamiellales; Bathycoccaceae
Exons: 1
Coding region: 1-1275 (424 amino acids)
Biological process (GO): peptidyl-lysine monomethylation
Molecular function (GO): protein-lysine N-methyltransferase activity; protein binding
Source: RefSeq, a predicted model, not a curated record